Messenger RNA from Dictyostelium discoideum AX4, 1557 nucleotides. RefSeq names its product peptidase M24 family protein (gene xpnpep3). The record is from RefSeq and is a predicted model, not a curated record. Gene Ontology annotation, cellular component: mitochondrion; cytoplasm. Lineage: Eukaryota; Evosea; Eumycetozoa; Dictyosteliales; Dictyosteliaceae. The coding region runs from base 1 to 1557 and encodes 518 amino acids. Gene Ontology annotation, molecular function: metalloaminopeptidase activity; aminopeptidase activity; manganese ion binding. The transcript has a single exon.
AUGAAUAAUAUAUGCAAAUUAAAUAAAUUCAUUAUUUCAAAAUCAUCAUCAUCAUUAUCAUCAACAUCAUCAAAAAUUAAAACAAAUUGUUUAAUUAAAAAUGCAAAAAUGUUUUCCUCAUCAUUAAAUUUAAAUAGAUUUUAUUCAACUAAUAAUACUAAUAAUAAUAAAUUAAAAAAACCAUUAUCAAUUGGACAAGCAACAUUUGAAACACAUCCAUAUUUAUUAGAUAAAAAUGAAAUUACAAAAGGUAUAAAAAUGAAAGAAUUUAAAGAUAGAAGAGAGAAAUUAAUGAAAAAUUUCCCAAUUGGUAGUGUUGUUGUUAUAUUUACACCACCAGAGCCAAUGAUGUCUUAUGAUAUACCUUGGUCAUUUAGACAAAAUACAAAUUUCAAUUAUUUAACAGGAUUCAAUGAACCAGAAGCAGUGUUGGUAUUAGUGAAAACAUCAGAACUUGAUCAUCAAUCAUAUCUAUUCGUACGUGAACGUAAUGAAGAAAAAGAGAAAUGGGAUGGUGCACGAUGUGGUGGUGAAAAUGUAAAAAAAUAUUUUGGAAUUGAUUUCGGUUAUAAUUUAACAAAUAGAGAUAUCCCAAUACUAGGUAAACUAUUAAAAUCAACCACUGAUGGUAAACUCUAUUGUAACACAACACCAUGGAAUCAAUUAUCAAAUAAAUUAGAACCAUUUUUAGAAAAUAUUAAAUUUUACACUGUAGAAUCAUUAUUACAACAAAUUAGAUUAAUUAAAUCUGAUGCUGAAAUUAAAAUGAUGUUAAAAAGUGGUGAAAUUGCUGGAACGUCGUUUCAUGAAACUAUGAAAUACACAGGCACCAAAUCAUCAUCAUCAUCAUCAUCAUCAUCAUCAUCGCCAUUGAAUGAGUAUCAAGUAUCUGCAUAUUUUGAAUGGUGUGUUAAGGAUAAGGGUGCACAACGUAUGUCAUAUCCACCAGUUGUCGCAGGUGGUGACAAUGGUCAUACAUUACAUUAUAUUCAAAAUAAUCAGCUUUUAAAUUAUUGUGAUUUAUUAUUGAUGGAUGCAGGCUGCGAAUAUUGGGGCUACACUAGUGAUAUCACUCGUACAUUUCCGGUUAGUGGUAAAUUUACAGAAGCACAAAGUGAGGUUUAUCAAGCGGUAUUGGAUGUAAAUAAGAAAUGUAUUGAGUUAUGUAAACCUGGUGAAACUAUAAAUUCAAUUCAUUUGAAAUCUGUAGAGUUAAUUCAAGCCCAUCUUAAACGGUUAGGUAUUAUCAAUGAAAGUAAUCCAAACGAUUAUAGACUUUAUUAUCCACAUUCAAUUGGUCAUUACUUGGGUAUGGAUACUCAUGAUACUUUAGAUUUCGAUUAUGGUGUAACCUUAGAACCUGGUAUGAUCAUAACAAUUGAACCUGGUAUCUAUAUUUCAAAAUAUGACUCAAAUGUUCCUGAAAAAUAUCGUGGUAUUUCAAUUCGUGUAGAAGAUGAUGUAGUAAUACCUAAUCUUAAUAAUUCACCAUUAGUUUUAACUCAUUUAGCUCCAAAAGAAAUAUCUGAGAUUGAAUCUAUUAUGUCUAAUAAAUAA